AUGGACACAUAUUCGUUCGCGACCUCCAGGCAGGUGGACUUCCCCGUUUAUGUCAAGAUAAACCAACUUGAGGGGAAGCAGACUACAGUUUCGCAGUCGACAUUGAUCAGACAUCCGGAAAUCCGACAUAUUGGCUCGGUGCAGAGCCCUACUUCAGAGCUGUAUGUGACCGCACAACUCUGGGCUGAGUCAAAGCCGCUCGGACUCCCCACUCAAACUGCUCAUGCAUUUUUCAAAGGCGAACGGAAUUGGGAUCAAUGGUUGCAACUGCCUGUCAAUAUCCAGGAUUGUCCAAUUACCGCGCAAGUUGCUUUAACCGUCUGGGAUCUCAGCCCCAUACCGAAGGAUGGGCGACUUGAUCAUAGUGUGCCUUUCGGCGGCACAACUAUUCCGCUGUUCGAUGAGCACGGGGCAUUGAGAAAGGGACGGCAGAAAUGUAAGAUCUAUCGUCGAAAAGUCGCGGACGGUCAAUCACCAUCCAAAACACCUCACAUCCCGACCCCACGUCGACGGGGACGAAACGAAGCGCCAGAGCCUACCGAUCCCGAGAAAGAGGAGCUAGAGCGGCUCCAAGACCUUCUCAAAAAGCAUGAGAUGGGCGAACUGCCUACUAACGACUGGCUAGACCAACUUGUCUUCAAACGAAUGAGUGAACUCAAUGCCGGCGUUGAAGAUGCCGCUCGCAAACGUGCGAACCAGAGGAAAACCACGAAGCGGCUGGCGCAGGAAAGAUUAGAUGACUCAAAACAAAAUGGGGCUGUCAGUGGAGCCCAUGAUUCAGACGAUGAAUUUCAUUCCGAUAAUGAUCUUGAUGAAGAAGAGCGAUUCAGAUUAACGAUCGAAUUUCCUCGAUGGGAUUUUCCUAUUAUAUUUGCAGACCACGAGUAUGAUACGCCGAAAGCCAUCAGAGACUUCCAAAACACACCCUCAGGAUCAGGUGUGACUGCGAAGCAGCCGGAGAUGAGAUACGGACCAGGAAUCGCUGCUGGGAAUGCCGUCGUCGACGAUGCUGAAUUCCCAGUGAUACGUAUUUUCGACCCUGAACAGUUCACGAGAGAAAAUCCCUGUGAAAUUAAGCACAGACGCCUUGUCAGAAGCGAGCGCAAUGCCCAACCAGACACAGAUAUGAAGCCCAACGCCAAGUUAAGGGACGAGUUGAACGAGAUCCUUUCCUAUGGCCCGACGCAAGAGCUCACGGCGCAGCAGAAGGAUGUGCUCUGGUCCUUCCGUCGACAUCUGAGCAGAGAUAAGCGAGCUCUCACCAAAGUCGUCAAGGCGACAGACUGGAGCAACCAGAAGGAAGCCCGCGCGUUGACUGAGCUCAUUCCUAGGUGGGCUGAGAUAGAUGUCGAUGCCGCGCUGGAGUUGCUGGGCCCGACCAUAGAUAAUCCUGUGGUUCGUGCUUAUGCUGUGGAUCGCCUCCGGAAAGCUGACGACAACGAAUUGCAGCUGUACUUGCUUCAGCUAGUUCAGGCACUGAAAUUCGAGAACCACGAGACGGGGGAGGAGGGCCUAUCACCCACGUCGCUUGCGAAAUUCCUUAUCGACAGAGCCACCAACAAUUUCAACCUGGGCAACUUUCUCCAUUGGUUCUUAAUGGUCGAAUGCGAUGACCGAGGUCCUGACACCAAUGCCACCAACCGCAAGCGCUUUGCACGAGUCGAGUACCAUUUUAUGCUAGAACUAGAAGCUCGCGAUCCUGAACAGCGCAAGCUCUUGCUCAAACAAGCAGAGAUGAUCGCCAUCCUCCAGAAAAUCGCCAAAGACAUCCGCUUUGGCCGCGACAAUCGGCUGAACAAAAUCGAGCGUCUAAAGAAAUUCCUUGCCGAUCCCAAAAACGACCUUAUAACUCUGCCUCAACCUGUUCCAUUACCUCUCGCACCGGAGAAUAUCAUUACUGGUGUCUACCCAGAAGAAGCCAACGUCUUCAAAUCCUCUCUCUCCCCACUUCUCAUCGCUUUUAAGGUCCAGCCAUCCGCUGCUCAGAAUUCGCCGUCUCCAUCCAAAUACUCAAUCAUCUUCAAAACGGGCGACGAUCUCCGUCAAGAUCAGCUUGUCAUUCAGAUCAUCACCCUGAUCGAUUCGUUGCUCCUAAAAGAGAACCUCGACCUCAAACUCACUCCGUACCGUAUCCUCGCCACGGCUCCAGCCGCUGGCGCAGUCCAAUUCAUUUCUCCUUCCGUUGCAUUAUCAACCAUCAGCACCAAAUAUCGAGGUAGCGUCACUGCGUACCUCCAACAACACAAUCCUGACCCAUCCGGCCCACUGGGCAUCCGCAAGGAAACGAUGGACACCUACAUUAAGUCCUGCGCGGGGUACUGUGUCAUAACCUAUAUCCUGGGCGUGGGCGAUCGACACCUCGACAACCUCCUCCUACAACCCAACGGCCGCUUCUUUCACAUCGAUUUUGGCUUCAUUCUCGGGCGAGACCCAAAGCCUUUCGCGCCGCUGAUUAAGCUCGCGAAGGAGAUGCUCGAGGGCAUGGGUGGCAGCGUGCAAACAGAGCAAUACCGGCAGUUCCGGCAGUAUUGCUUCACGGCGUACACGGCUCUGCGCAAGAACUCGAACCUUAUCCUCAAUCUCUUCAGCUUGAUGGUGCAGAGCUCCGUGCAGGAUGUGCGGCUGGCGGAGGAGGCACAGGGAGUCGCUGCUGGGGGAGAAGGACAUGGUGGCCUGGGUGUGGGGGGCGCGGUGGGUAAGGUCAGGGAGAGGUUCCAUCUGGAUGUGAGCGAGGAGGAUGCGCUUAGGAUUCUGGAUCAGACGCUGAGUGAUAGCGUGAAUGCACUCUUUGGGGUCGUCAUCGAUCGGCUCCACGAGUUCGUGCAGGGCUGGAGGGCCUGA
Molecule: messenger RNA, 2841 nt
Organism: Cyphellophora europaea CBS 101466
Lineage: Eukaryota; Fungi; Ascomycota; Eurotiomycetes; Chaetothyriales; Cyphellophoraceae
Exons: 2
Coding region: 1-2841 (946 amino acids)
Biological process (GO): autophagosome assembly; autophagy of peroxisome; phosphatidylinositol-3-phosphate biosynthetic process
Cellular component (GO): cytoplasm; endosome; phosphatidylinositol 3-kinase complex, class III, type I
Molecular function (GO): 1-phosphatidylinositol-3-kinase activity
Source: RefSeq, a predicted model, not a curated record